Messenger RNA from Ricinus communis (castor bean), 5133 nucleotides. RefSeq names its product helicase-like transcription factor CHR28. The transcript has 12 exons. The record is from RefSeq and is a predicted model, not a curated record. Lineage: Eukaryota; Viridiplantae; Streptophyta; Magnoliopsida; Malpighiales; Euphorbiaceae. Gene Ontology annotation, molecular function: metal ion binding; ATP binding; ATP-dependent chromatin remodeler activity. The coding region runs from base 431 to 4612 and encodes 1393 amino acids.
GUAAUCAUAUUUAAAUGAAGCCUGCGCCACCCGCAUUCUUCACGAUUCCUGACUUUUAUUUUUAUCUUUUAUUUGUUUGUAUAUAAUAUAAAAAGAUAAAAUAAAAAUAGUUUUUACAUACACAAAUCAACGCUCUUUGAUUUUUUUUUCUUAUUUUUUUUUUUUGAAAUUUCUUACAUCUUCGUUCUCCAUCAAGAAAAAGCCGCAUCCAAAAUUUUUAAACGAAUAAAAGUAAGAAACCAGGGAAUUUCGUCGUUAUUUCGGUCUCUCGAAAUUCUGUCAUUUUGGUUGAUUUCGUGUGCAUGUGCGGUGGGAGAUACCUCGAUCUAAGCAAUUUCACUUUCAAUUUUUGUAAUAGUAGAAAUAGUAGAGGGUUUUUAGUUAGGGUUUGGGCCUUUCUCCAAUUGAAUUUUGAAUUUCAUUAUUAUUGAUGAUGUUAAUGGCGGACGGUGGUGGUUCGGGGGACUGGCCAGGUGGAGAAAUUCUGGACGUUGAUGAGCUUGAUGGAGGAGGAGAAGGAGGAGACGACUUGUCCAUGGAUUUUGAUUUGUUCUUUAACAUUCUUUCGGAGCCUGUCGAUCCCUCUCAGAGUAGUCAUGAGGAUUUUUCAUGUAAGAAUGCGAAAGUCGAGUCAGCUACUGAUGUUGGCAACCAAAAGAACUGUCAGCUUCCGAGUGGGGGUCUGAUGUUAGAUGGAGCACAUGCUUUGGAAUCUGAGUCUAUAGAUACUGCUACGUUUUACCCAUCACACAAGCCAGAUGCUAGAAUUGGGGGUUCAGUUACUUCAUUUGAUAAUGCAGGGAGCCAUACCAUGGCCUUUAAUGACGUAAACCUAGAGCCUUCAUCACAAAUUAGCUGUCAUAUGCAUGCCUGUUCUGGAAGUUUUAAAGAGUGGAUUUCUCCAGUCAGCAGUCAAGGAGACAAGAGGGAUGGUUUAUUGCAAUCUGGCAUUCCUAGUUGUAGUACAUCAUCUAGCUUUGCUGAUGGAGAAUCUAAUCAUGUUUCAGAUAUUACCGGAAAUUUAGAUUUCAAUAUUCUUUUUGGCGAAACUGGAACUCAGUUCAGAUAUGCAGGAGGGAACACUGAUUCCAAGGAUGCUUCACGUGACUUUUAUACAGACAGUUUGGAUGGCAAGUUUGCACAUGGUUAUGCUUUAACUGAAAACAGCUCAAGGAGUUCAGGAUCUGAAAAUGAUUUUUUUAGGCAUGCAGAUACACCCUUCGAGGACACAGAUGUUUCUUUGCAUAAUCUAGCUACUACUAAGUCUACCUUUUGUCAUAAUUCAGAUGUCCAUGCUCAUCAUUCAGCUGUGCAAUUCGGCAUCAAUUCUGAUAACACAUAUUUUAUUGAUUCACCGCCAUGUUUCGAUGGAGAUUUCAGUUUUGAAUUACUGUCUAGCAAUGAAAUAGGGGAAUUUCAAACCGAGAGUGCAUGUUCUGCAUCUGAGCCAAUGAUUGAUUACAGUGAUGACAAGGGACUGAAUUUUAAAAAUGAAGGCUUUAAUUGUAUGUCACCUAUCAGUGCAAAUUUUUCAUCUAAUACUGAUGAUAGAAUUAUUGAUGACAAGUCGUUAGCAAUGCCAUUGAGUUGUAUCCAGUCAGCCAUCAGCAAGAAGCCACUGGUUCCAACAGAAGAUAAAAAAGCUGCGGAAGUGAUUGCAUGUAGUAGGAUGAUGUGCCAUUCUGAUGAAAUGAUUAAUGAAGUUGUUAAUAGGAAAAUUUCUUGCAUUGAUGAAAGUAGUCGUUUUGUUGAGGAAGAGUUGAAGCAAUCAUCUUCUAUCCCGAGUCACAAGAAUUUUGUUUACAUGAAGGAUGAGAAAGGAGACAUGAAUUCGACAUCUAUGAGAUCUCAAGUUAGUGAAAUUGCUAAAAAAUUUCCCUUUGACAGGACACAUUUGAACUCAAAUGCUUCAGGGUAUUAUUUGUCAUGUGCAGAGAAAUCGAAUGUAAAUAAGCAAUCGAGUUGCAUUAAGCAGGAAAUAGAUAGUAAACUGAUUCGUCCAAAAUGCUUGCGCCAUCUUUCAAGUGUCAGUCAUGAAUCAAUUCAGAGUAAUUUGCAUGGUAACAAAUCCCAUAUUGAUGAUGACUCUGACAUCUGUAUUCUUGAAGAUAUUAGUCAACCUGCUCGUUCACAUCAAUCUCUUGCAUUUGGAAAGGCCCACAUUCCUUUGCAACAUUCUGCAUAUGGUGAUUUCAGUCAUUACACUGGAGUUGCAACUGCAAGGCCUAAGGCUAAUGAUGAGCGGUUCAUAUUUCAGGCUGCAUUGCAGGAUCUUUCUCAGCCAAAGUCUGAAGCUACUCUGCCGGAAGGUGUUUUGGCUGUACCUCUUAUGAGACACCAGCGAAUUGCUUUGUCUUGGAUGGUUCAGAAGGAGACUUCUAGCUUGUACUGUUCUGGAGGAAUUCUUGCAGAUGAUCAGGGAUUAGGAAAGACUGUAUCUACAAUUGCUCUUAUACUUAAGGAACGACCUCCAUCUGUUAAAGCAGAUCUAAAGAUUGUUAAGAAGGAAGAGCUUGAAACUUUGAAUUUGGAUGAAGAUGAUGAUGAGGUUUCUGAGGUUGGUCAAAGAAAAGAAGAUGCUGAGAGUUGUCAAGUCAAGUCAAAUCUGGGUCCAGGAAAUGGCAUUAAUACUUUUGGACAAUCUAAAGGAAGGCCUGCAGCAGGAACUCUUAUUGUUUGUCCUACAAGUGUUCUACGUCAAUGGGCCGAGGAGUUGCAUAAAAAGGUGACCAGUGAAGCUAAUCUCUCUGUUCUGGUAUACCAUGGGAGCAAUCGAACGAAAGAUCCGUUUUUGUUAGCGAAGUAUGAUGUUGUUCUGACAACAUAUUCAAUUGUUAGUAUGGAGGUCCCAAAGCAACCUCUUGUCGGCGAAGAUGAUGAUGAGAAAGUAAAAGUGGAAGGUGAUGAUGUUGCAUCACUGGGGCUUUCAUCGAGUAAGAAAAGGAAAUACCCUCCUACUUCUGGCAAAAAAGGUUCCAGGAAUAAGAAGGGAAUGGAGGCUGCAUUACUUGAGUCUGCUGCUCGACCUCUUGCAAAAGUGGCAUGGUUUAGGGUUGUCCUUGAUGAGGCCCAGAGCAUCAAAAAUCACAGAACACAAGUGGCUAGGGCCUGUUGGGGUCUUCGUGCAAAACGCAGAUGGUGCUUGUCUGGAACUCCUAUCCAGAAUGCAAUAGAUGAUCUUUAUAGCUAUUUCAGAUUCCUUAGAUAUGAUCCUUAUGCUGUCUACAAUUCAUUCUGCUCUACAAUAAAGAUCCCAAUUCAAAAGAGUCCAACAAAAGGGUACAAAAAGUUGCAAGCCGUUUUAAAAACGAUAAUGCUUCGUCGCACCAAAGGGACACACAUUGAUGGGAAACCGAUCAUAAACCUACCACCAAAAGUAGUAGAAUUAAAAAAAGUGGAUUUUACUGAUGAAGAGCGUGAUUUCUACACACAACUAGAGAAUGAUUCACGGGCACAAUUCAGAGAAUAUGCAGCUGCUGGAACAGUCAAGCAAAAUUAUGUGAACAUCUUGUUGAUGCUGUUGCGUCUUCGUCAAGCUUGUGAUCACCCUCUUCUAGUUAGGGGUAUAGACUCAAAUUUGUUCGGUAGAUCCUCAAUGGAGAUGGCAAAGAAGCUUCCUAGGGAAAAACAGAUAUGCCUUUUGAAUUGCCUAGAAGCAUCUUUGGCUAUCUGUGGCAUCUGCAAUGAUCCACCAGAAGACGCUGUUGUUUCAAUUUGUGGUCAUGUUUUCUGCAAUCAGUGCAUAUGUGAACAUAUGACUGGUGAUGACAACCAAUGCCCCACUUCAAAAUGCAAAGUUCGAUUAAAUACAUCAUCAGUGUUUUCAAAAGCCACAUUAAACAGUUCUCUUUCUGGUCAGCUAGCUCAAGAUGGUUCUGGCUCUGAACUUGGGGGGGCAGCCAACCCUUAUUCUCAGGGUCUUCCAUAUGAUUCUUCAAAAAUUAGGGCAGCACUUGAUGUCCUGAAAUCACUGAAUAAACCAAAGGACUGUAGAUCUACAAAUGAUUCCUUAGAGAAAUCUCUUGAUGGAAGUGUCACCUGUUCUGAAAAUUUGUGCACUACUGGGAAUUCAGUCAAUGAUAAUACUGAUAAGAAAAAUAUACUUGUAGAUGACAAUGUUAAUGGUUCAGUUAAGGUAGGAAGUGAGAAAGCUAUAGUGUUUUCCCAGUGGACAAGGAUGUUGGAUUUGCUUGAAGCUUGUCUUAAGAGUUCUUCUGUUCAGUACAGAAGACUUGAUGGAACGAUGUCAGUUGUUGCUAGAGAUAAAGCUGUGAAGGAUUUCAAUACAAUCCCUGAGGUUUCAGUUAUGAUUAUGUCUUUGAAAGCUGCUAGUCUUGGACUGAAUAUGGUUGCAGCUUGUCGUGUUCUACUUUUGGACCUCUGGUGGAACCCUACUACUGAAGAUCAGGCAAUUGAUAGAGCACAUCGCAUAGGACAGACUCGUCCGGUGACUGUUUUCCGUUUAACUGUAAAAGAUACUGUUGAAGAUCGUAUUUUGGCCCUGCAGCAAAAGAAGAGGGAGAUGGUUGCAUCUGCGUUUGGUGAGGAUGAAACUGGUGGUCGUCAGACUCGCUUAACAGUGGAGGACUUGAAAUACCUUUUUAUGGUGUGAGGAUACAAUAUCUGGCAGACAUUUCUUUGCUAAGUCAGAAAAGAUGUGUAGGUUCGUAGCAGCCUAGAUAUGUAGAUAGGUUUUGGUAGCUGUCUGCUGCUGCAACUCUAUAAUUGAAUUGAACCAUAGUAUCAGCAUUGAUAAUUCGAGGAAGUAGGUCUUUUAUAACAAGAAGAUACAUACAUAGAUGCCGAUGAAGAUGAAGGUGAGCCAUUCUUUAUCCAUUUUUUGGUGGGUCUAACAAUUGUUCUUCCCUUCCAUUACACCCCCAUCACAGUGAUAGGAUCUUGAAUUCUAAUAGUCUUACUAAAAGUAAACAUACCGAGUUUGAUAGGUAUAAAACACAGAUCUGCUAUUUGUUUUUUAAUAUUCAAUUUUCCCCAAUUGUAAAUGAUAGGGGUUUUCCUUUUUUUUUUUUUUUUCCCUGGCUACUGGUAUUUCGUUUUGUUUAUUAUUGUUACAUUUUGUUUCUCCUUGUACAGAGGUGAUGAAAUAAUAGCUUUCUUGGGCAGUAUCAUGUA